Messenger RNA from Entrophospora sp. SA101, 303 nucleotides. NCBI's taxonomy places the organism in Eukaryota, Fungi, Glomeromycota, Glomeromycetes, Entrophosporales, Entrophosporaceae. The record is from the annotation of a GenBank genome assembly.
AUGGAUAAAGCUAGGGACUUUGGAGCUGGAGCACUUUUUAAUCAGAUUCUUUCUCUAUUGAUGUCUCAAAAUUUAGAAGAUCAAGAACGUCAUUUACUAGUUAAAGACCGUGAAAUUAUAAGUAAUUUAAGUAUAGCUGCUGGAUUACCAAAAGUGAUUUCUACAAUGAGAUCAGUUUCAUUAGAUUCACUAUUUUCAAAAACAAAAGCUACUCCUCAUCUAUACUAUAAACCUGUGUCAUCAGAAGAUGCACAAUCAAGGCUUAAAGUUAUGGAAAGAAGAAGAAAUAGGGGACACUCUUAG